GCUUUCUUCUCAGUAUUUUUGGGAUAUCUGAAAACGAAAACCGAUGUAGAUGAAGCAACCGAUGAAGCAUGGCUUCAUCUCGGUAAAACGUUUUCCGAUGAGUGCUUGGAGCAUCUGAAGAAUCUUGGAUUACCUCACUAA
Molecule: messenger RNA, 141 nt
Organism: Gongylonema pulchrum
Lineage: Eukaryota; Metazoa; Nematoda; Chromadorea; Rhabditida; Gongylonematidae
Source: the annotation of a GenBank genome assembly